AUGCCUUUCAUUACCUUAUGCUAUGCACCUCGUCUUGACGCAAGAGCUAAUCACAAUUUCAGUUCUUCGGCAGCGUCGACCCCGGCGUCGUCCAGACCACGGCGCUCGGGAGCGUCAGCCACUGCAAACAAUGUUUCUUCCGCUAUUGUCCAGCGCGGGUUGGGCUCUGCAGAUGAUCGACGACAGAGCCUUAAAUUGACCGUCAAGGCUCCUCCAAGCAAGCUGCGAGAAGUCAUGCGGGCCAAUGAGGUGGAAUCACUCCAUGACACCCUUGGCGGUGGGCAAGUCCUUGAUACGCCGCGAAGCAGUCGACGCACAGCCCUCGCUGCAAGAACCAGCGCUCGAGGCAGCCGGCGCCCAACAUAUGCAGAGUACGGUGAGAGCGAUAUUGAGGAUGAAGAGGAGGAGGAUGACGAGGAAGAAGAUGACGACGACGAGGAUGAGGAAGAGGAACCCAAUGACUUCGAUCAGCUCGGUGCUGAACCUGAGGGUGACACCGAUGAUGAAGACGUGGAAAUGGAAGACGCACCUGCACCUCCACCUCCGUCCCGCCGCCAUCUUCCGCCCAAACCGCCAAAGAUUACACUGAAACCACCUGCCAAAGGAGACAACAAAUCAUCAGCCAAGCCCAAACUCAUCGUCACUCCCGCAAAAGUUGGGCCUCUCAAAUCCGUUGAGGAGCAAGAAAUGGAGGAUGCAUCGGAGGAUGUGUCGGACGAAGAUGAAGAUGAGGUCGGCAACUCGUCGGAGCUCUCUGACGAAGACGAGGAACCUACGAUAAACGUGCACGACGAAGACGCCGAGGGUGAGGAAGAAGAGAUUGUGGUUGAGGAAGACGCGCCAGGCGAAGACGAAGAAGCCGACGAGGAAGAUGAGGACGAUGAUGAGCUCGACGACAGCAGCGACGAGACGCCUGCUUCCGGUGCCGCCACUCCUGAUCUCUCUAAGAUGACGAAGAGGCAAAGGGGCAGGCCCGAGGAUCAAGGUACUCUGAUGGCGUUGGAUAUGGCACCUCAGCAGCGAAAGUUCUUCACGGACGAGGAGAAAGCAAUGAAGAAGGACGAGCACGCUAGAAAGCGAAAGGAACUGACCAAGCGCAAAGUGCAGGAGGAGAAGACGGCCGCCUUGAACAGAUUGCUCAAGCCUCAAGUCUCUAAAGCGCGAGGCGCCGCUCCGAAGCCAGAGACCUUGGCCGCGGCUGCUGCGGCUGCUGCAGCGGCUGGGUCACCAUACGAGGAGGAAGAGCUCCCACAGAGAGCUAAUCCACUGUAUACCAGAUGGGUCAGUACGCAAGAUGGUGUGAGAUUGGGUGUGCCAGAAGAGUGGUUGGGGAAGAAAGUCGGCCGCUACUUUGGUCCGCCGCUCCCAUCCAGCAGCAAUAUCCUCAUUCAAGAGGUCGAAUGA
Molecule: messenger RNA, 1404 nt
Organism: Fonsecaea multimorphosa CBS 102226
Lineage: Eukaryota; Fungi; Ascomycota; Eurotiomycetes; Chaetothyriales; Herpotrichiellaceae
Exons: 3
Coding region: 1-1404 (467 amino acids)
Biological process (GO): chromatin remodeling
Cellular component (GO): Ino80 complex
Source: RefSeq, a predicted model, not a curated record